GCCAACCCCUGCUACUGUCAUGGCGUCUCUCUUGAAGGGGGUUUGGUCCUGGAGAGAGUAGCUGUGCUCAUUUAGCCAUUUCCCCCGACUUUAGAGCCGCGAACCCUGCCAGAGGAGGACGUUAGGACCGUAGAGCCACGAUGGGAACAGUCCACGCAAAGAGCCUGGACCCUCUCCCGAUGCAUGGGCGUGACGUCGGCUUAACUCCUGAUGACCUCAUGGAACCUCCGGAGCCCGAGCAGGAAGCCAAACAGGAAAUCCUGGAAAAUAAAGAUGUUGUGGUGCAGCAUGUGAACGUUCAGGGUUUGGGUCGGACUAAAGAGGACCUCCUGGGAUACGAGAUAUCUGAUGUGUUUCAGGCCAAAAACCUCAUCGAUGUGAUGAAGAGGGCUCAUGUGGCCCGACAGAAGCUGCUUAGACUCGGAGUAUUCAAAGACGUUGAGGUGCUCAUCGACACUUCAGAAGGAGCAGACGCUUUGCCCAACGGUCUGGAUGUGACGUUUGAAGUGACCGAGAUCAAGAGGAUCACAGGGAGCUAUAACACUAUGGUCGGCAACAACGAGGGCAGCAUGGUUCUGGGCCUGAAGUUACCUAACAUGUUUGGCCGUGCAGAGAAACUGACGUUUCAGUUUUCUUAUGGGACGAAGGAGACUUCCUAUGGCCUGUCUUUCUUCAAACCACAACCCGGAUUCUUCGAACGCAACCUAACUCUGAACGCUUACAAAGUGACAGGGCAGUUUCCCUGGAGCUCCUUAAAAGAGACAGACAGAGGCAUCGCUGCAGAGCUCAAUUUCCCUGUGGGUUGGAGCAGUCACUCUCUGAAAUGGGAGGGCGUGUGGAGGGAGCUGGGAUGUUUAGCGCGGAGUGCGUCCUUUGCCGUCAGAGAGGAGAGUGGACACUCGCUCAAAUCUGCACUUUCUCACACAAUGUCCAUAGAUUCAAGGAAUUCUGCAAUCUUCCCUAGCAGAGGUGCCUUACUGCGGGUCAAUCAGGAGCUGGCUGGAUACACCGGAGGAGACGCCAGUUUUCUCAAAGAGGAUUUUGAACUCCAGCUCAACAGACAGCUCUUCUGGGACUCGGUGCUGUCAGCAUCGUUCUGGGGAGGAAUGUUGUACCCACUCGGAGGGCAGCGAUCUUGUAUCGCAGACAGAUUUUACCUGGGAGGUCCCACCAGUGUUCGAGGAUUUGGGAUGUACAGUAUCGGACCACAGAGCGAAGGAGAUUACCUGGGUGGAGAGGCGUAUUGGGCGGCGGGGCUACACCUGUACACGCCCCUCCCCUUUAGACCGGGCAGAGGAGGAUUUGGAGACUUGUUCAGGACACACUUCUUCCUCAAUGCCGGAAACCUCUGCAACCUCAACUACGGAGAGGGGCCGCGGGCACACCUGCAGAAGUUGGCUGAGUGCAUUCGCUGGUCAUACGGAGCCGGAAUCGUCCUGAGACUCGGAAAUAUCGCCCGACUGGAACUCAACUACUGUGUCCCUAUGGGAGUACAGAGCGGAGACAGGAUAUGUGAUGGAGUGCAGUUUGGAGCAGGGAUCCGCUUCCUUUGAUGCUCCUCAUCCUCUUCCUCCUCUUCCUCCUGGAUUUGCGUUUGAUUUUUGCACCAGUUUUGGACCAGAGCAAUACCAUGAAAACUACGUCACAUACCUGCAUAUUUUAUUUUAAAGGGGGGUAUUCUGCAACACUGACUUUUAUGAGCUUUCUACCACGUUUUAACGUUCCCUCAUCAAAAACAUGCCUGAAGAGGUUUUAGAUGUCAUCCAUGCAUGUUUGACUAAUAUAGUGAUCUCUCCUGGGCCCUAUUCAAACCCUCCGUCCGGUUAGCCUGUACAAGGCCCCACACACACAUCCUUACCCAUGAUCCCACAUGACAAUUUUCCAUAAAUUUACAAAAACAUACAAAACUGUACACAGCAACUUGACAAACCUUGAUGUGCAGUAGUUUUGUUGACGGGAUGCACGCCAAUUGUGUUGUGAUGGAGUGACUUAAUAAGAGCAAAGGAGGGCAUUAAAAAAUGAGCUUACAAAACAUGUUAAUAGGUUGUGUUCGUUUUUGUUAGAAGUUAAUACUCAACUGAAGUAAAAUACUCCCUCUUUAAAGUUCACUAUGUAACUUAUCUCAGUAAAGUUAUUGCUUUGCCUGGAAUGUUCCACAGUACACCAUUAAAUGUAUUUAUCUUGCAUUUAUUCAAUCACAGAUGUUGUAAUAACUAAACAAUAAAUCUAAAAAGGUGUUUUUUUUCUGUGAGUAGACUCGCCUCUCCACAGAUCUGACUAGAAACUAUGCCUGGUACAAAAUGUUUCAAAGCAUCUGUUAAAUGUUUCUGAAACCUCGAAAUCUCCAUGACACAGUGAACCUUUAAUUCUCAAGCAUUCAUGCAGCACCAUAUAUAUAGAAAUGUCUCCAAGCAUAUCAUUCCUAUCUGUAUCACUAAAGUUGCACUGUGAACUUUUCUAGUCAGGAGUCUGCCACUUGCUUGUGUCCAUGGAGAUGCCAUUGUUUUGCCUUAAAUUUCCACAGCAUGGCAUUUUGAGAGGGAGGAUUAUGCUAACUUGAUUUUUGGAGCUUUCGCACAUGUUGUAACAGUGUUCCCUCAUCAAAAACAUGCCUGAAGAGGUUUUGAUGUUACCAGCAUAUUUGUAAUCUAGCGAUCUCUGACAGGCCCUUUUCAAACCCUCCUUACGCAUAGCAGUAAGAGCCUGUACAAGGCUCCGCCCACAAGUCUACAUAACCCAUGCUCCCAGUCAAUUCUCCAAUAAACUUGAAAAAGAUUAUAUAAAACUGUACACAGCAACUUGACAAACCUGAUGUGAUGUGUUGUGAUAGAGUGACUUGGUGUGGAGAGCAUCAAAAGUGAAAUUUAUAAAACAUGAAUACGUUGUUUGGGGCGAUUAUAGCAUUUUCAAAACAAUAAAAUGUAACCUUUUAAAUAUGUUAAGUGUUACAGUUAAUACAGCAUAGAAGUAAAAUAACCUAUCGAAGUCAAAUACACCCUCAACAUGUAUAUCUUACAGUGCUUUACUGGGGGUAUUUUUAUUACACAUUAAAAACACAUUGAAACACAUGCAUUAUUACUGUGAGCGGGGUCACCUCUCCACAGAUCUCACCUGUAACUGAUGGUCUUCCCUGCUUUUCUCUAUAGAUGGAUGAGUUUAAUGCCAUACUGUAGAUUAUGGACAUUCCAGACAAAGCACUAACAUUUCCAUGGAGACAAGCAGGUGGCGGCUGUACCCUCCACCAAGAAAAUUACGCAGUGCACCUUUAACUUCGAACUUUACAUCAGAACACAUAACCUAAGUCCAUGGGUUGGAGCAUGACUGGUCCCUGGUAUUCGAAACUCCACUUAUUUUAAAUGUGUUUGGAUGAAGCAUUGUGAAACAGAGCAGAAGAUCCAGCACUUUUCAGGUAGAUUUAAAAGGCCAGUGCCAGAUUUCAAACCAUGAAACUUUAACCCCGCCCACUUAGGCCUUUAUGUCUAUGUGAGCAUAGACUGUGUAUAUAAAUUGACAUGAAAGGUCAUAGAAGUCAGUCUUAUGUAUGGUAAGCCCUUGAACAACAUUCACCACAGAAUGCAUGACGUUAAGAGCAUUUAUCUUCACUAGAGUUUAUUCAAAUCUGGUACAGGCCCUUUAACUUCACAUAAACUCCAGGCUGUGUUAAAGCUGUUCUGGAGAAGUUAUUUUGGGCACAGAGUUGAGCUGUCCCACCACUGCUGUCCUCUUACCAAACAGUCUAUGGGGGUAUUUCAUGGAGCGAGCUAAAGCCUGACUUAUUUUGGCAAUCCAGGGUCAUCAAAUCCUCAGUUCAGCUCCAUCAAAGUGACUAAUCAGUGGCUGGAGUAACAAACAUCUGGGCACAAAACUGGCCAGGAACAGGCUAACUGUCCAGAUUAUUUUAGUUUUGUCUCCAAGAACAUUUUUCCUGUCUCUCUCCCCUUUCCCCCAGUCUCUCUCUUCUCCUCUUUUCCCCAGUCUCUCUUGCUCCUCCCUCACCACAUUUCUCUCCUCUUUCCCUCAUCUCUUCCUCUCCUUCUUCAUUGAGUCUUUCUCUCUCCUCUUUCCCCAGUGUCUCCAUCACGUUUCUUAGUCUCCUCCCUCAUCAUAUCUCCUCCCCUCUUUCCCCGUCGUCUCCCUCAUCAUGUCUCUCUCCUCCAUCAAGUCUCUCCUCCUUCAUCAAGUCCCUCUUUCCCCUUGUCUCUCUCUCUCAUCCUUCCUUCAUCACGUUUCUCUUUCCUCCCUCAUCACGUCUCUUUCUUCACGUCUCUCUCUCUUCUUCAUAAUUUCUCUCUCUUCCUUCAUCAUGUGCCUAUCUCUCUUUCCGGCUCCUCUCGUUUAGUCAGAUCAUAAAAACAUCAGACAUUGAGCCCAUUUUCCUUUGAUCUGUCACAGGCAAACCGCAUCUUAAACCUCGCGGGUCAGACUCGAGGCUUUAGAUGCAGAUGGAGUUCAAUUUCAGGAUACGUCUGGACUUGUUACGACACUGUGAUGUAACACCCCUGUGGCCCUUUCUCACUUUUUCAUGUUGUAAAAAGUUUGAAUAAAGCUGCUCUCUCAACUUCAUUCAUGACAGUAAAUGUGUAGUGCAAGUAUUUUAUUGGGAACAA
Molecule: messenger RNA, 4607 nt
Organism: Periophthalmus magnuspinnatus
Lineage: Eukaryota; Metazoa; Chordata; Actinopteri; Gobiiformes; Gobiidae
Gene: samm50l
Product: sorting and assembly machinery component 50 homolog, like
Exons: 15
Coding region: 141-1553 (470 amino acids)
Biological process (GO): mitochondrial respiratory chain complex assembly; protein insertion into mitochondrial outer membrane
Cellular component (GO): SAM complex; outer membrane
Source: RefSeq, a predicted model, not a curated record